UUGAGAUAACAGGAAGCUGAGUUGUUAGGAUGGACUUGUUUAACACCCUAUUUAUUGUAAACUCUACCAUUCUUACCUGCAGGUUUUAUGAAGGUGUUGUGCAAUCUUAUAACCCAGGAAAGAAGAAACAUGUGAUACUAUAUGACGAUGGAGAUGUGGAAGUUCUCCAGUUAGAUAAGGAGAAGUGGGAUGUUAUUAGUGAAGGUUCCGAGCCUAGCAAGCGACUUAAAUCAUCGAAUGUUUCCCCAUCCAAAGGAAUGUCAGCCAAGGAGGAAAAAAGUAGGACACAUGGUGCCUCAAGUCGAAAUAAGAAUCCUUAUAAGAAAUUCAGGAGGAAAACGACUAUAAAGAAAAAUGUAAAGAAUAGCCAUAGUGGAAUGUCAGAAAGCAACAUUGGUGCUAAUGCCAGCAAUUACGCUGAAGGAAGAGCUACCCCUGAAUUAUCAGAUUCUCACCCCGACACUUGUCCUGAAGUCAAUGAAGUUAAUUCAGAUGAUUUUGCAAAUGAACAAGCAUCUCCUUUAGCAGCCGCGAAGGAGGAGGAACGAGAGGCCUCAUCAGACCUAGAAGAAUCAGACAGAAGAGAAAAUGGAUUCUUCUGACAGAGGAGCUGCAGGAGAUUUGGAUGAUGAACCUCUUAGUAUGUGGAAGGUACCAGGAGCAAAAGUAGCCUAGAGCUUGGAGACUGGCCUUCUCUUUGAAAACUCAAAUGUUGGAUUUGGCUUUGUUGCCAUUGUCCCAACCAUGGUCUGUCGAUCUGAGUUGCUGAAGGAAGACAGACGUUUUCGUACCUACAAUAGAUGUUGCCAAUAAACUAUAGUAACACAAAUGCCGCGAUAAGGGCCAUGUAUAUGUAAUUUCCAUGGUUAUUGUAUGUAGCAUGUGUUUGUAGCCGUCUUGUGUAGAGAAGUUUAACCACUCAUCUUGGAUAGGUCAUAGCCAAAAAAUUACACAUCCAACAAUCCUAACCAUCUGAUUUGUUCCUUCAAAUGGACCGUUGAAAGGAAUCAUCUUGUGUGCGACUUCCGACUGUUCAAUUGGUAUGCUUACCCCUUGGAUGUUGCUUCCCCCGGAUUUUUUGACUUUGUCUGUCAAUAGUAGGUCCAUUGAUCC
Messenger RNA from Magnolia sinica, 1113 nucleotides. RefSeq names its product sister chromatid cohesion protein PDS5 homolog A-like. Gene Ontology annotation, biological process: DNA repair; mitotic sister chromatid cohesion. The transcript has 7 exons. The coding region runs from base 30 to 602 and encodes 190 amino acids. NCBI's taxonomy places the organism in Eukaryota, Viridiplantae, Streptophyta, Magnoliopsida, Magnoliales, Magnoliaceae. The record is from RefSeq and is a predicted model, not a curated record. Gene Ontology annotation, cellular component: nucleus; chromatin.